GACCUCUCUGAUAAACCAAAAACAACACUUGUUACUAUUUAGAGAGAGAAAAUAAGCAGUGAAUAGUGGAGCACUUAUGCAUACACAUUCAUUAUAUAGUUAGUUGUAUUCUUAUGCAUAUGUAGGGAGAGAGACGUCGGCAAAUUUGAUGAGAGUUGAAGCUGAGCAAAAUUUGCAGUAUUUGAUCUUCCAUUUCAUGAAUUACUCGGUGUAAGUUGCAAGAGAAUUAUUCGCAGACGCACUACCACUCGAUUACUUUAGCGCAGAUCACUCUGUAAACGGCCGGAGUUGCAUUUUUAUGCUGGUUUUCGUGCUCGUGCGCUGCCCGAGAUUGUAUAAUUUGGGGCUUGCUUGAGUAUUAGAGCUGUGAUGUGUGUAAUUUGAGCUAAGAUUGUUUGUGCGCUGCUCCUAAUUUAUGUCGAAAUGAGUUUGGGGUAAAUUCUCGCUGGGGUUUUGUAUGUGUAAUGUUUAGAAUUAGAGAGUCUGCUUACAUGCAAGGAGUCUUUAUGGUUUCUUCUGCUAGUCGAAUUUGGUACCUCCAGGAAAAAUGUUGUUGCUGAUGCAUGUUUAAUUCUGUCGCGGUAGUUGCUUCCUUUUAAAAGAGCUGAAUUAAUUUCAAUUUUUAUUGUGGCAAUUUGAUGAGUGUGUGUCUGUUUUCGUUUUUUUCCUUUUCCCUUUGUUUUCUUUUUCUUUUCUUUUUAUUUGGUAGUAAUUAGAGAAAUUAGUGCAUAUUUCUGAUUUUAGUUCCAGAAAAGUAUAACAGCAUUAAAGUUUGGCUGUUGUUGCCUUUGUUAUUGGAAAUGCCUUGUCAUGAAAUUUGUUAUUGUACAUCCAUAUCCUAUUCCCUUUUGAUGGAUUCUCAACUUAUUACAUUAGCCUUGGGGUUAUGCUGUUGGCAAUUGAAGUUCAUUAAGUCAGAAUGAUGUUCAUCAUAACAGCAAAUCAUGCCAUAUGGAACUAAAACGAUCACGAGAGAGACAUAUCGAGUCAAUUAGAGUGACCAUGCUUUAGUUUUUUUGUUAUUAAUAUGUCCAAUUGAUCAACACCUUUUUAACUGUUAUUGAGCUCUGAAUGACUUUUUGGUUGUAUCUUGUUUGUGCCCUUCCUAGCCAUGUUUCUUAGGCACUUUGCCAAGUUCGUACUCUCCAUUUGUCUCAAUGUAAUUGUAUUUGGAUGCAGUUGGCUAUUCCAAAUACAUUACCCCUGGCUCGCCUGACUUGAGUGAGAAUACCUAAGUUUAUGAAUGAAAGGAUGUUGCAGCGUCAGAUGUUUAAGCAAUUGCAGGAAAUGCAGCGAAGACAACAACUCCAGGAGUUGACCAAUGCUAGAAACCAGAACUAUGUAAAUCAACUAUCAUCAGUGAAACAGUCAUCAAGUGGUCAAUUUUCUCCUACUGUCAAUGGAACACCAAUGCAGGAUCCGUCAGGAAUGUUUAUGACCGGUAACAUGAUGCAACACAGUGGAUCCAAUGGAUUAGUACUUGGACGAAGUCCUGCUGGCCUAUCUCAGCCUCAGUUGGACCUAUCUUUAUAUGGGAAUCAUACUCCAAACCCCGACAAGAAUUUGAAUCAGUAUGCUCACCUUCAGGGCCCAUCUAAUCUUUCGACCAAUAGUAGUCCUUUGGGAAUGGUCUCCAUGCAGCCUUCAGGCUUCAGAAACUCAUUCAUGAGUCAACAUUUCAAUUUUCCUGCUGAUCAAAUCAACAUGACAGACGUGUCGGUUCAUCAUUCUAAUCAAGAGAAGGACUUGUUUGGUCAAGCUCCCACUGAAGGUUUACAUAGUGCAGGUUUGUCUGGAAGCUACUCCGAGCAAGGAACUAGAAUGCAGGGACAUGCAUCAGCUCUAGAAUGUGAAGGGAGGCAUGAAGAUCCAGGUUGGGGUGGGCUUCCUGCUGGAACAACAUCAAACUUUGGCAUGUCAGUGGUGGAUGAUUCUCUAGACCCAUUGGAACAGAAAAUCUUGUAUAACACAGAUGAUGACAGCUGGGGAUCGUUCAGAAGAAGCAGCAAAGUGAGCACAGGAGGCUUUGCAGGUAUGAUGGAAAACAUGUCUGACUUGGAUGGAUCGCCUUCUAUACAAAGUGGUAGCUGGAGCGCUCUAAUGCAGUCUGCUCUCGAAGAAACUUCUGGAAAUGAUCCUGGGGUACAAGAAGAAUUGAGUGGAUUGAGCUCCCAGAAUCCAGAACCAUUGAAUGACAAUCAGCUCCCAAAGUCCAAUGAUAGCAAAAGGCUGCAAAAUAAUUGGGUUAACAGAAACUCCCCAAAUGCUGUCUCUCCAAGGUCAAAGCCACAGCAAAUGGCCCAGAAUUUCAAUAUGAACUCCAGCUUUGCUAAUUUUCAGCAAUCGGGUUACGAGUAUCAGAAACAGAAAGAAGAAUAUUAUUCUGAGUUUUCUCAUGCCACUGCUCAGAACUCUCCAAGAAGUACGAGCAUGUUACCUGACUAUAACACUCCACAGAAGCUUCCCAGUGGAAGGACCCCUGUUAUUCACACAUCUUUGCCAUUGCCAAACAUGUGGCCUGGUCAACAUAAGGAGAACCCAAAUAAUGAUGCACGCGAGGCUAUCCUAUUGUCAUGCCCUAGUGACAACCAGCUACACAAUGAUUUUUCAGGUCAAGAAUCCAAAGGUGCUUUUUGGCUUCAAGGGAGUACAUCACAUCAUGUGCCUGGUGGCUUCCAAAAGAAACACGAUCAGGUGAACCAGGUAAACACUCAUGGGUACUCGGUUCAUCCAGAGAUUAUGACCUCUGGAGUUAAUAUGGAAGCUGCAUCAUCAGUGUUAAAUGUUCAUUUAGAACGUCCUGGUGAAAAUAUGACUGCUCCGAGGUCUUCGGAUCCUCAAACUUCUCAGACACACUCAGUUUUCCCAUCCUUAUCCAUGGCGGCCUCUAGUUCAACGACUCUAUCAAGUCAUAUUGUGAAUGAUCAUGUUGAAAACCAGCAUCAACCUUCACCUGUUCCUAGUCGCAUGAAUGCUGAAGUCCCACUUUCUGGGAACGUGGCUGUUGCACAACCCUCUUUGACAUCAGAUAGGCUGCAGCAUGCGGGAUUUCAGAUGGGGCAACAUACUCAAUGGCAGGGUAUGGCCUUACAGCAAGAUACAUCUUCCCCGGGAUCUUACAUAUUUUCCUCUAGUUUGUUUGGCUCCCCUGAUUCAGCAUCUAACACUACAAGGGCUAGCUCAGCAGCUACAAAUGGGCCGCAUUACCUGAACUAUUCUCAACAAAUAUACAAUGCAAAACAAUAUUCAGGUAAUUUAGCUGGGCUUGAUCAGAGAUUAGAGAAAGGAAGUUCUAUUCAUGAAGGGUCAACUGAUAUAAAUAGCUCUACAUCCCUCAGCAGUAAUAUUCAAAAACAAGAACAUUUUAGAGAUCAUGGCUUGGAUGCAGGUUCUAUUGGCUCUGGUUCAUUGAUGACUGAUGAUGGUAAGAGCUUUCCUCCUAAACCUGACAGUGUGAAUUAUCAGCAUCCAAAUGCCAAUCUCGAGGAGCUGUUCUUGAGUGGACAGGAUUCUGGAAACAAAGGUGUAGCAAAAACUGACCUGAGUGGAGUAUCAUUCCUUGACACAUAUUCAUCUGGGGAUAGUAAAGGGUGGAAACCUGCUCAAGGGGGCCAAGAUGUUGGCAGUAAAAGACCUUCUAAUGCAGUACAUCCAUCACGUAUCAGUUUGCCGAUGGUCCAAUCCUGGUUUAAACAGCCUGAGACCUUGAAGAACGGACAGAGGUUGCCAAUAUAUGAUUCACGAGCUGCAAUUCAGGCCACACAACUAUCCUCUGAAAUGACUCAUGGAACCUUGCAGGAUAACAGUUUGAAUAUGCAAGUAAAUUUGGCUGAUGCUAGUCAAGGAAAUGGGUUACUUUCACCUCCAUCUAGGAACCCUGUACUGCAUAAACAAUUAAACCCCGCUUCUAUGUUGCCUUCAUCUGCCAGUCACCAAAACUUAGCUGUUACAUUGCAGAAGAAACGGAAACUUGUUGCAUUUAACAUGGUACCCUGGCACAAGGAAAUUAAUAAUGACCAGUUGUGGCCCCAAGAUAUCAGCACCGCUGAGUUUUCAUGGGCACAAGCUGCAAACAGAAGAGAAGAAGAGGUAAUUUCUGAGGCUGAAAUUGUAGAAGAGUUGCACCCAGUGAUUCAAGCAAAAAGACGGUUGAUUUGUUGUACGCAACUUAUGCAACAAGUCUUUCGACCUGCACCAUCAAUUAUUAUUUGUAUGGAUUCCAGUUCAAAUUGUGAUUAUCUAGCGUAUUAUGCGGCUAGAUUAACAUUAGGAGAUGCAUGUAGCUUGACUGGCCAAUUCCCUCCUGAUUCCAUGGAUGAGUCGGAUUCACAUGACAAACCAGAAACUUCAGGGAAAACUGGUGCUUGUAAGUUCUCAAAAGUUGUAGAAGAUAUUGUUUGUCGAACGAAGAAGCUUGAAGGUGAUUUAAUGAGACUGGAAAAAAGCCUAUCAAUUGUAGACAUCAAAGUGGAAGCCCAGGAAUUGGAGAAAUUCUCUACCAUCAACCGCUUUGCGAAGUUCCACAUCAGGGCACAGCCAAGUUCAGUAGGUUCGGAAACCUCCUCCAGCGCAUCAGCUUUGCACAAAACUCCCCCUCAAAGAUACGUAGCAGGGCAUCCAAUGCCUAAUAUAGUACCAGAAAGUGUUGAUUGUCUUUGUUUGUAAUAUGGAACGAAAUAGAAACUUAUGCUACGGCCAUGAUUCCUCGUCUCCUUAUAUUAAGAUCUGCAGUUUUCUGACAUGUAAAAGUCGAAAAGAGGACACAAAAUGCCCCGGAGGUGAAUGCAAGUUUAGACCAGGUGACCUUCUCUAA
Molecule: messenger RNA, 4813 nt
Organism: Salvia splendens (bonfire salvia)
Lineage: Eukaryota; Viridiplantae; Streptophyta; Magnoliopsida; Lamiales; Lamiaceae
Exons: 10
Coding region: 1240-4665 (1141 amino acids)
Source: RefSeq, a predicted model, not a curated record